This is a messenger RNA of Cebus imitator (Panamanian white-faced capuchin), 751 nucleotides long. RefSeq lists its product as uncharacterized. Gene Ontology annotation, biological process: positive regulation of GTPase activity. The record is from RefSeq and is a predicted model, not a curated record. Lineage: Eukaryota; Metazoa; Chordata; Mammalia; Primates; Cebidae. The coding region runs from base 215 to 727 and encodes 170 amino acids. Gene Ontology annotation, cellular component: membrane. The transcript has 5 exons. Gene Ontology annotation, molecular function: GTPase activator activity.
GCCAAGGGCGGGGGCCGAGAGGGAGGCUAGGCGGUCCCGGCAAGCGGCGCCGCGGGGUUGGUUGCUGUCCUGAGGCCGGACUCAACGGGUCCCGGCUGAGCCACUGGGUGAGCUCCUCCCGGGCCAGCCACGAGCCUGCGAGGGAGCGAUGCGGCGCCGCGCGCUCUGCUGUACAAGCCUGUGGACUGUGUGACGAGGAGCACGCUGGUCCUCCAUGCAGGACUUGCUGAAGCACACUCCCACCAGCCACCCCGACCACCCCUUGCUGCAGGACGCCCUCCGCAUCUCACAGAACUUCCUACCCAGCAUCAAUGAGGAGAUCACACCCCGACAGCAGUCCAUGACGGUGAAGAAGGGGGAGGUCCCCUGCCUCCAGCCUCACCUUGAGCUAGAAAUGCCUGUUCUUCCUUUGGCCUGGAGGCCAUGGGCUGCAGUGGCUCUUCGCCUUCCUGGAUCACAGCCAAGUGUGUACAGGGGGAAGGGGAGGUGGAAAGGAAGCUCUGGUCAGGCCCCCACAGUGACAGCCUCCCUGCCCCAGGACCUACCUGCAUCUGACGACAAGCGCCUACUUAUGGAAGAAGCUGCUGAGCCCUUGUUCAUGCUGGCGCAGAUUCAUGAUGGAGCCUGUGGGGCCAUGGCAGGGCCCCCUUGGGUCCCAUUCUGUGCUGUGCUGCCCAACUCUCUCUCUCCAGUGAUUCCGCCUACUGCGUUAAAACUGGGGCCCUAAUGUGCUAUAAAUGUCAUUCAUCUA